AGAGAGAGAGAGAGAGAGAGAGAGAGAGAGAGAGAGAGAGCAGCAAAAGAAAAAGUAAGUUUCAAGGAAAAAGCACCAAAAAUAUAAUGAAAGGAGAAACGAGAAACGAGGAAAGUGAAGUUGGAUGAGCGUCCAGAUAACCUUUUCAGAAGAAAGUUAAUAUUGUUUUUUUGUGCUUUGUCGAACUCCAUUAGAUCAGCUUGUUAAACCUCCCUUUCAACUUGCAGUGAAAAAAUCCAUGAAACAUAUUUUUUACGAAUCAUUCUUAUUGAUUUGCCGUUUUCAAAGACAGGGCCUCAGCAGAGGGAAAGGGACUGAGGCCGGCCAAUUAGCGUUCGAGAAAGCUCCAGAAAGCUAUUGUCUCAUCCCCUCCCCCUUCAGCCUCCCUCCUCUCCUCCCUCCAGUUCAUCCGACACUGUCACUGUCAAAUCCACGAGCAUGACGAAGGGCCAACAGACUUCAUUCACAGCGGCCCUUGUCACCACCGGGAAUGAAAAUGUUAACGAAAUCAAUAUAACCCAUCGGCAGAAGCUUCUCUUGUAGUGUUCGUGUGACCGCAGCUUUCGCCUCUGCUGACUUGUUCGCGCUCUGAUAUCCAACAAAGAAUUGCAAGGAAGCAUAACAGCAGAAAACGAAAUGACGUCGCCUUAACCCAGAGCCAGGAAGGGCCAGCCAGAAAGCAACAAGAACAGCAACAGUAUCAGCAAGAUGGCCCACCCCCUCCCGCCCCCGCCGCCCCCCCUCAACCUUGGCGUCGGCUGGAGCGACAGAUGGCCGCUGGUUGCCGAUGGAGCAGCCCUUGCCCCGCCUGCCCUGGCACCGCCGCGAGCCCUCGACCAGCACCCCGAGGAGGGAGGGAAGGGCACCGAGGCCAGGGAAACCUUCCGCGGGCGGCAGUUCCUAGGUCUUCUUCGCCCUGGCAGAUUCAGGGCCGCCCCCGUGGCAGGCGCAGCGUCAUUACCUUCUGGCAACACCCUCGUCUGUGUGUGUGUGAUCGAAGAUUUGCUGACGCUUUUCGGACAACCAUGAUGAUCCAGCUAUAUAUCAGAACGAAAAAGAAGGAGGACUUGUUCCAGGAACAGCUAUUACAGAACGGUGCCACGGGUGUGUCAGAAGACUUGGGGUCCUGGAAAAAAUGCCGCAAAAUGAAUAGCAUGACCCAGGUUCCGAUUGCACAAUUGUAGGCCAAUAAGCUGUUAUGAAUAUAAAUUAUUGAAAUAUAAUAAAUCGUCAAGAUAAAACAGUUCUGAAAUCAAAAAUAGGUAUAUCUGUAAAACGGACGAGAACAAGAGGAGGUGAUAGUAUGAUAGCGUCACUUUAGCGACGGCCAUGCUUCAAGCUUCUAGAUCAGGCUCGUGUUUCAGUGUCUAUGCGAAUCAUCCAGUUUCUUUUAUUUCAUGGAUGACUUAAGUUUACGUGACGUAUGACAUUCAUCCGUUAGUGUAAGAGUGUGUUGUGUGUGUGCACCUCUUUUUGGAUCAUUUUUAAGGUUCAAAUAUUCGGAAGGUUGUAACUGAUUUCUAAAGACCUGGCAAGUACCCUUCGGCCAUUUGGGAAGGAGUGACAUUCAUAAGCCCUUCGGUGAAAAAAAAACAUUAAUAUUCAUGAAUACGUUGGUUGUCCCAGUGAAUAUUUGUCGUUUUUGAAAUGUUAUAGCAUGGCUUAAACUUAAAUGAAAACAUAAUUUCGUUUUUUUUACUAUAUGAUUAGUCAGUUAUAUCUUAAGAGUUCAUAAUACAUUAAUGAAAGUCUUACAGCGUAGAAGAUAUCCAGCCUUCCAGAUAACUCCUUCCCAGAUCUGCGAGGAGCUUGAAGUGUCGUCUUUUCCCGAUUUUAGAGCUGUAGAUGUUUUUGUUUUUAAUACCAUGCCAUAUAUUCUUUAACAUUUUUGUAUAGUGUAGCAUAAAAUUCUAUUGUAAAUAUAUGUAAAUAAUGCUCUUUAAUAAACUUUCUGUUUUUCUUG
Penaeus chinensis is the source of this 1963-nucleotide messenger RNA. RefSeq lists its product as uncharacterized. The record is from RefSeq and is a predicted model, not a curated record. Lineage: Eukaryota; Metazoa; Arthropoda; Malacostraca; Decapoda; Penaeidae. The transcript is spliced from 3 exons. The coding region runs from base 709 to 1029 and encodes 106 amino acids.